Salvia hispanica is the source of this 1847-nucleotide messenger RNA. RefSeq names its product 3-isopropylmalate dehydratase large subunit, chloroplastic-like. NCBI's taxonomy places the organism in Eukaryota, Viridiplantae, Streptophyta, Magnoliopsida, Lamiales, Lamiaceae. Gene Ontology annotation, biological process: amino acid biosynthetic process. Gene Ontology annotation, molecular function: 4 iron, 4 sulfur cluster binding; 3-isopropylmalate dehydratase activity. The record is from RefSeq and is a predicted model, not a curated record.
AUUCAGAUUUUAUAGCCUCUUUCUUAUUCUCCAUCUCCGCCAUUCAAUUCAUAAGUGUGUCCAGCACUAGCAGCCGCCACUGAAGAGAAAUCCCCAUACUGUGUCUGUGUAAUUCCUUGAAACCGACUUUCGCUGUUCCGACAACAUAAGAUGGCGUCAUCUGCCGUAGCUCCGACGUCCUCAUUCCUUGUUGACAAGAAAAUUUUGGGAUUUUCAGCUUCCUGUGCCCAGCCUUCUUCAUUUCCAUGUUCCCCGCAGCUUUCCAAAAAAAGGGCUUCCACGAAAAUAGUUUCUGUAAUGACGCCUCAGCAAUCUGAGCGCAAACCAUCGGCUACAGGGGCGGUUAAGACUGGGAUGACCAUGACUGAGAAGAUACUGGCGAGAGCUUCAGAAAAAUCCCAAUUGGUUCCCGGUGAGAAUGCAUGGGUCAAUGUGGAUAUUUUGAUGACACAUGAUGUUUGUGGCCCUGGUUCCAUUGGGAUAUUCAAAAAGGAAUUCGGCGAAAAUGCAAAGGUGUGGGACCGUGAAAAAGUUGUUAUCAUUCCUGACCAUUACAUCUUCACAACUGAUGAACGAGCAAAUCGCAAUGUAGACAUCUUGAGGGAUUUCUGUAAUGAGCAAAAUAUUAAGUACUUCUACGAUAUCAAAGAUCUUGGAAAUUUCAAGGCUAAUCCUGAUUACAAAGGUGUCUGCCAUGUGGCUCUUGCCCAAGAAGGCCAUUGCCGACCUGGAGAGGUCCUGUUGGGCACCGACUCUCACACGUGUACUGCUGGAGCAUUUGGUCAGUUUGCUACUGGAAUCGGAAACACCGAUGCCGGUUUCGUGUUGGGCACUGGAAAGCUUUUGCUUAAGGUGCCCCCGACUUUGAGAUUUGUAAUGGAUGGUGAAAUGCCCAACUAUCUACUUGCAAAAGAUUUAAUUCUGCAAAUUAUUGGUGAAAUUUCAGUUGCUGGCGCGACAUACAAAGCAAUGGAGUUUGUUGGUUCUGCUGUUGAAAGUUUGACUAUGGAAGAAAGAAUGACUCUGUGCAACAUGGUAGUUGAAGCUGGUGGAAAGAAUGGUGUCAUCCCUGCUGAUAGUACCACUUACAAGUUCCUUGAGGACAAGACAUCUUUGCCAUUUGAACCAGUAUUUAGCGAUGGGGGAGCCAGGUUUCUCAAAGAGUACCGGUUUGAUAUUUCAAAGCUCGAGCCUUUGGUAGCUAAGCCUCAUUCUCCCGACAAUCGUGCUUUAGCUCGAGAAUGCAAAGAUGUGAAAAUUGACAGGGUAUAUAUUGGAUCUUGUACUGGUGGGAAAACAGAAGAUUUCAUGGCUGCUGCUAAAGUAUUUCUUGCUUCGGGUAAAAAGGUCAAAGUCCCAACCUUCCUAGUUCCAGCUACGCAGAAGGUUUGGAUGGAUGUAUAUAGCCUUCCGGUCCCAGGAUCGGGCGGGAAAACUUGCUCACAGAUAUUUGAGGAAGCUGGAUGCGACACUCCUGCAAGCCCCAGUUGUGGUGCUUGUUUGGGAGGACCAAGAGACACAUAUGCUCGCAUGAAUGAAGCUCAGGUGUGUGUUUCAACCACAAACAGGAAUUUCCCCGGUCGGAUGGGCCAUAAAGAGGGACAGAUUUAUCUAGCCUCUCCAUACACGGCUGCUGCAUCUGCGUUGUCUGGUUUUGUCACUGACCCACGAGAGUUUAUCUAGAGUACGAUUUUCACGAAUGAGAGUGAGUUUGUGCACUACUUUUCUGAAUGCUGCUUCUAAGUUCUUGACGUUACUGAUUCACAUAUUGUGAUGUUUUAGAAGUUAGAACUGGUGUUAGAUUUGGGAUGUAGAUUCUUCAAUAAAGAUGAUUGUUGGAUUGGACA